Molecule: messenger RNA, 1293 nt
Organism: Guillardia theta CCMP2712
Lineage: Eukaryota; Cryptophyceae; Pyrenomonadales; Geminigeraceae
Exons: 4
Coding region: 1-1293 (430 amino acids)
Biological process (GO): mitotic DNA damage checkpoint signaling; protein phosphorylation
Cellular component (GO): nucleus; cytoplasm
Molecular function (GO): ATP binding; protein serine/threonine kinase activity
Source: RefSeq, a predicted model, not a curated record
AUGCUGGAUGGAAGCUUCGCCGUUACAAGCUGCAGAGACACGAACCAUCUAGAAGAUGCGCUACCGGAGACGCACAUGGCGCUUGAGGCAGCGUUUGUGUCUGAAGACGAGGUGUCAUUGCUGAGGCGAGCUCUGUCAUGGGCACAGACUGUGUCCUUCGAGCUGGAUCAGAUGGCAGAUGUCGAGGGCUUGAGCAGUUACAAGAAGACGUUUGAGAGCUUAGAAGACCCGCAGCGUCUGCUGGAUAGGUGGGGAGAUUCAGAGCAGACGAAAGAAGCGAUCCAUACGAAGCUCGUGGCAAGCGCCAAAGAGCUCGAGAGGACGGAGAGCAGGCUGUGGAGCAUGGCCUGUCACUAUCCUGAGCACAGAAACAAGUUGAAGCAGGACAUGGAGCGCAAGACAGGGGGGAGCGACGGAGAUUUUGUGAUUGGGCGCGAGACUAUGGACAUGUUCAAAGUGGUUGACCGGCUGUCGCAGGCCGGGCAGAAGGGAGCCCGACAUAACGUUAUGCUCGUAAGACAAGGAGACGAAGAAUAUGUCAUCAAGGAGUACGUACUCUCAGACAGCACAAGGGGAAGCAGAUGCUUCCUUCGUGAAGCCAGCAUCUUGCGUCGCUUGGAGAACCCUUACAUCAUGAAGCUGAGCAGCGCUUUUAUCGAAGAGAGGAGAGAAUUCGAGAGAUCAGUCAUGAAGGGAUACCUGAAGAUGCCGCUCCUCGUCGGAGGGACGUUUUCGAGCUGGGUGGAGCAUGUCAAACCCAGCGAUCAGCACAAGCACAGGGUGCUGAUGCAGCUCUCGCACAAGUGCGACAUGUACUCGUAUGGGUUGGUGAUGCUCGAGGUGUUGACAGAGGUAUGGACAAGUGGGUCGCGGCGAGAGAACAUCACGGUGAUGGUGGCCAGGCUACAAGGAGAGGCGAAGGAUCUUGUUUUUAGACUCAUCGAUUCCAAUCCAAGCAUGAGGCCUUCAUCUGUCGAGGCUCUGACUCACCGCUACUUCAGCCAUGCUAUGAUCCUGGAACGCGAACAUCUCGACAAGGAGCGCGCUGACAUGCGGGAGCGGCUCGAUCGAGAGCGUCAGGCGCUGGCUGCACAGCAAGACGAGCUGAAGGAGAGGGAGAGGGAGAUGCACCAGCGCAGGGAGCGCGUGCAGCGUGAGGAGAGGCAGCUGCUGGAGCAGCAGCGAGACCUGAUGUCUAGAGGCAAGCAACUCGAAGACGACGACAGGUCCAGGAAGGAGCAGCUACAGAAAGAGAAGGCCGAGCUCAACAAGCAAGAGUCAAUCAAGCGGUAG